Phlebotomus argentipes is the source of this 2995-nucleotide messenger RNA. RefSeq names its product CD9 antigen. The transcript is spliced from 5 exons. Bases 272 to 1078 code for a protein of 268 amino acids. Lineage: Eukaryota; Metazoa; Arthropoda; Insecta; Diptera; Psychodidae. Gene Ontology annotation, cellular component: membrane. The record is from RefSeq and is a predicted model, not a curated record.
GAUUCUGUUAUCGAAGCGAGCGGGAGUGUAUUUUGAUCACGUUGGGCCGAACUGUUGAGAGAUCUUGAAUUCCUCAGAGUGGAGAAAAGCAUAUUGUUGCAGAUUCCGGAGUGUUCACUGCAUCGUCUUGCAUUCUAGUGUCUGGGUGGAAUUUUCCGUGGAGAGAAAAGUGCUGAGCAUCCUUGAAGAAGGGUGUGUGAAUUGAAGAUUGUGCGUCAUCCUUUUGUUGUUCUCAUCACAGCGAAAAAGGAGCUUACUUGAGCCAGCCAAAAUGGGAUUAAACGGAUGUUGUGGAGUCAUAAAGUAUCUCGUGGUCUUGGUCAACCUCAUCUUCUGGCUCGUUGGAUUGGCCACAGUUGUGCUGGCGAUAUGGAUGCUCACAGAUCCGACCUUCCUGAUUUCCAUGACACAAGAUGAGAAUCACUACUACAUCGGAUUGUACAUCUUCCUGGCGAUCGGCGCUCUCAUGCUCAUUGUGGCAUUCCUGGGAUGCUGCGGCGCAUUCAAGGAAUCCCAAUGCAUGCUCGUGUCGUUCUUCUGCUGCCUGCUGAUCAUUCUUGUGGCUGAAGUAGCCGCCGGAGUCUGGGCAUUCCAGAAUAAGCAGGAGCUUAGCAAGAUGGUUCAGGCGUCCGUGAAGCACACCGUCAAGGAGGAGUAUGGCAUUAUCAACAGCAGAACCAUUGCCUUUGAUGCUAUUCAGAAGCAUUUUGAGUGCUGUGGAGCAAGUGGACCUCAAGAUUGGGCAUCAAGUCGUUUGAACACAAAGGGAAAGGAUGGCGGCUUCUUGGACAUGAAGAUCUCAAGUCUCAAUCCAUUGUACACAAUUCCCGAGUCUUGCUGCAAAAAGGGCACUGAAAAGCUUGCCUGUGAAACAUCUGUCAAAGGUGGAAUAUCAUCCUACAUCAAUCCCGCCAUAAAUUCUGAGGGCUGCGUGGACAAAUUAGUGACGGCGCUGAAGGAAAACAUGCCGAUAGUAGUUGCUGUCUUCAUAGGUAUCAUCACUGUUGAAGUGCUGGGAUUGAUCUUCUCACUCGUGUUGUGUUGUGCGAUAAAACGCAACGAUCACUACAAAGCCUAAUUUAUCCCUCUAUCUCUUAUGACACACUCUCUUCAGAUAAUUUUAAGCAUUCUCCACAAUGUUUCUCAUGAGAUUUCACUUUGUUCCUUAUCAUUUGAGACACCAGGAAUAUUUAAGGACAAUAUUGAAUCUCCUGUGAAGAUUAUCUUACUCUCCCAAUGAUUGCAACCUGAAUUUUUUUCUCUAUAUUAGGAGAAAACUCUCUGAAUUAUGAAUUGAAUUCAUUCACCAAUUAAUAUUGGUAUAAUAUUUCCACUUUUUUGUCCACUUUACCAAGGAAAGCAAAUGUUUCUUGCAAUUGAAUAAUGAUUAUGAAUGUUACCAAGGCAAUUGCAAUAAGAAUUUGCUGUGGAUUUUACUGAAUUAGGAAAAGAGGGAAAACACGAGAUUUUUGUAGUGCCAAAAAGAUACACAAGAAGACACUGUAAAGACAAACUUCCUGUACGGCACAAACUUUUCUCUUAUAUUUGUUACUUUUUACUAUCCUUCUAACACAUUUUUGAACAAUGCGCUCAAGAAAUUUCACCACAAUGUCGAGAAAAAUCGAGUGAAAAGUCUCUAUAUUGCAAAGAAUUAAAUAUGGUUGCAGAAGAAAUAUAAUGAUAAUAUAUAUUUAUAACUUAAUGUUAUUGAAUUAGAGGAUAUCGUUAUUUUAACAUGAGAAAGUCGCUCCUGAAAUGCAAAAGAAUGUGGAAAAGAUGGAAGAAAAAGUGAGAGUUACAAAUUUAGGGGUAAAUUAUAUAUAUUUUUGACAAGGAAAAGAAAAGCAAAGAAACAAGAAUUGAAGUGAACUCUAGUGAAGCGGAGUGAAAUACACACAAGAAGAAGAAGAUGAAGGAAAUAUGACGAGUCAAAAUUGUUGAAAUAAGAAUUAUAUUUUUAUGCUUCAUGUAAAAGAGAGAAAUAAAAGUAUGUAAAAUGUGUUUCUCGUAAGUGUGAAUAUUGUAUAAGUAUAAUAUAUUUAAUGAAAUGAAAUGCAUAAUUUUAAAUGUGUAUUAACUAGGGUUUAAUUGACUUCUUUGGCUUUGCAUAAAUGUAAUACCAUUUUUUUUGUACUAAACUAUACACUAUAUACUUUAAAAUGUCUUACAAGAAUCGAAUUCAAGUCCAAAUGAAGAAUUUCUCGAUAUUUUCCUUUUUUGUAAUCUUUUUGUAUGAAUUUUUAUUUUACUAGAAGGAAAAAAAAUCCACUGUUUUUACCAACAAUCUUUACACACAAAAAAGCUGAAAAACUGAUAUUUUUAUAAUAGGCGAACCAAAAUGUGGACAUUUAAUGAGCAUUUUCAAUUGACUAAUAAUAUUUAAAGAGAAGAAGCUAAAAUGUGUUCAUUGUGUCAUUUUUGUGAAUAGAUGUCUCUCUAUAAGACGAAUAAUGACGAUUACUAUGGGAAAUACAAAUCUUUUCGAAACAGAAAUCUUUGUAAAAACUUUUUAUCUUGUAUUGAAGCAUUUUUUAUACGUCAGUACAACUUUCAUCAUUUAAGUUUUUGUGUUAAGUUUUGCAAUACAAAGUAUUCUUUUAAUUCACACGCAUAGAUUCAGUGACAAACACUAAUUGCGAAUUAUGUCGUCUCAUAAGUAUAAAUUUUGAAGAAUUCAUGUGACCCGUAGAUUGACAAAAGAAGAAACGUAUUAAAGAUAGAAGAUUUUAGCGUGUUCAAUACUCCUUUUCCUCUUGCUAAUCAUUCACAAAAGUGAUUUAUGAAGAUCAUUGAAAUCAUUGUAGUAAUGGAUAGGAAGUUAAGCAAAUGAAAUGUGUUUGAAAACUCAUCCCCAAGACAAACUUAUAUGUAAUGGAUAAAAUAAAAAAUAAAUAUGGAGAGAAAAUGUAAUAAUUAAAAUUUAAAUUCAUCAUAAACUCAGAAGAAAUGUAAUAUUUGUCAUUAAACAUAAAAAUAAAAAAGCUCUCUAUGGAAA